Leguminivora glycinivorella is the source of this 2532-nucleotide messenger RNA. RefSeq names its product sodium-dependent nutrient amino acid transporter 1-like (gene +nsd-2). The coding region runs from base 53 to 2044 and encodes 663 amino acids. Gene Ontology annotation, molecular function: L-amino acid transmembrane transporter activity. Gene Ontology annotation, cellular component: membrane. The record is from RefSeq and is a predicted model, not a curated record. Gene Ontology annotation, biological process: sodium ion transmembrane transport. NCBI's taxonomy places the organism in Eukaryota, Metazoa, Arthropoda, Insecta, Lepidoptera, Tortricidae. The transcript has 16 exons.
CAAAAGACGCGCGUCCGCUGUGUGCAGCGUCGCAUAUUGUAUAUUGAUAAUAAUGGAUCCUAGCACUACGAAUGCGACGGAAGAGGGGUCUUCCAAUGAAGCUUUUGAUCCUUCGCCAGAAAAUACUAACACAGCAGAACCAUCGUUGAACGGGACAAAGGGAGUGAAUAUUAUACCGACAAUUAAUAUAGUUGACGAAGUACAAAAAGAAAAUGGCUUAGAAUCAUCAGCACCAGAAAAAGUAGAUAUUGUAUCACUUGAAACAAAUAAGAAAGAAGACCGCACACAAGAUCGUCCACAAUGGGACAACGCCAUAGAGUUCCUAAUGUCUUGCAUAGCCACGUCCGUGGGCUUGGGCAACGUCUGGCGGUUCCCCUUCGUCGCCUACCAAAACGGAGGGGGGGCCUUCCUCAUCCCCUAUAUCAUAGUGCUUUUAGUUAUAGGAAAACCUAUGUAUUAUCUUGAGACAGUCCUUGGACAAUUCAGCAGUAGUAACUGUGUUAAAAUAUGGGCUCUUUCGCCGGCCAUGAAAGGUACCGGCUACGCGCAAGCCCUAGGAGCCGGUUAUGUACUUUCCUACUACGUCUCCAUUAUCGCGCUAUGUCUAUUUUACUUGGUGAUGAGUUUCCAAGGCACGCUGCCCUGGGCCAUUUGCCGGGACGAGUGGGAAAACUGCGUGCCUUCGGGAGAAUCCGUCAAUGCAAGCCAACUGGAAGGAAAUGCUGUCAGCAGCGCUGAAUUAUAUUUCACACACACGGUACUUCGUCAGUCAGACGGCAUUCACGACGGAAUUGGGUUGCCGAUUUGGGACUUAACGAUUUGCUUGCUGGUGUCAUGGCUAAUUAUCUUCUUGAUUGUGGCGCGAGGAGUCAAGAGCUCGGGCAAAGCUGCCUAUUUCUUGGCUAUCUUCCCCUAUAUUGUGCUCUUAAUUUUGCUUAUAAGGGCUGUAACUCUUCCUGGCGCAGGAAAAGGCAUAUUGUUCUUUAUAACACCUGAAUGGGAGAAAAUCCUACAAUUAGAGGUAUGGUACGCUGCAGUGACCCAAGUUUUCUUCUCCCUGUCAGUGUGUUCUGGGGCUCUUAUCAUGUUCUCUUCAUACAACGGAUUCAGAUCUAACGUUUACAGAGAUUCCAUGAUCGUAACAACGUUGGACACGUUCACAAGUUUAAUAUCGGGUAUAACAAUCUUCGGUGUCCUCGGUAACUUGGCCUACGAACUGGGUUACGAUAAUGUGGCAGAUGUCGUCGGGAGCGGAGGAACCAGCCUCGCCUUCAUUUCAUACCCUGAUGCCAUUGCCAAGUCACCGUUUGUGCCACAGCUGUUCGCGGUCCUGUUCUUCCUGAUGAUGGCCGUGCUCGGCAUCGGGUCUGGGGUCGCUCUGCUGUCCACGCUCAACACCGUGUUGCUGGAUGCCUUCCCGAGGGUUCCCACCAUCUUCAUGGCGGCCGGCGCCUGCACCGUCGGGUUCCUCGUGGGUCUCGUAUAUGUGACACCGGGUGGACAAUACGUUCUUGAGAUUGUCGAUUAUUACGGAGGAACGUUUAUGCGACUUUUCGCUGCUAUUGCGGAAACUAUUGCUGUCUUUUGGAUUUAUGGUUUGGAGAACCUUUGCGUCGACAUUGAAUUCAUGUUGGGCAUUAAGACUAGCUGGUACUGGCGCAUAUGCUGGUCUAUCGUGACUCCAGUUGUGAUGAUCACGGUCUUCAUGUACGCAAUGGUGACCACUGAAGCUCUCGUCUUUGGUGGCACAUACGUAUACCCGAGGGCUGCCUACAUUGCUGGUAACAUGCUUCAAUAUGUAGGAAUGGCGCUGAUUCCUAUCUUUAUUGUGGCAUCUCUUUGGAAGUAUACAUCUCCUACGUUUACUGAGACGGUGAAGCGCGCGUUCAAGAAGAAGGCCAGUUAUGGUCCAUCCGACGCGGAUCUGCGUAAGGACUGGAAGCAAUUCAGCCUGCAAGCCAAGCGCGACCGCGAGUCCGUCAGCAACAACUGGAUACAGCGUAUCGGGCGGUCCCUCGCAGGGAAACAUCGGAAGAAUAAAUAGAGCCGAGGCAGACAUACUUGUAAAAAGGACUCAUCGCCAUACUAAGGAUAAGUCGAGGCACACUGAAGGGACAUCCCUAAAAUUUUCAUCGACAAUCAAAUCGAUGGUACUGUCAAGAUCAAAAUAUUAUGCAUAAUUUAAUUUACUUUUAUAAUUAUCCAAAAUUCGAUUAUCGAUAUCGAAUCGAUAAAGUGCCCCGAAUUAUCACAGGCCAUCGCUAGUUCAAAGAACCGCAAACGUCGAUUUCAGUGGUUUGGGACCAUACUAUUCAAUAUACUUGGUGACUUGGUCUAUUAUAUUCCAAAUUGGAACUCAUGUUUUAGCAUUAUUGUUUCUGUGGCUUGAAAAGCCGUAAUGAAUAUCCCUAAAGGGCCGCGAAUGCCGGUCCCAGUCCUAAACAUUUAUUAUGAUAUGAUAUCUCAACUUAAUGUAUUAAAUGUAAUGAAACUUAUGAAUAAAAUAAUAAUUAUUUUUUUUACCGUUGUUAA